Molecule: messenger RNA, 1353 nt
Organism: Botrytis byssoidea
Lineage: Eukaryota; Fungi; Ascomycota; Leotiomycetes; Helotiales; Sclerotiniaceae
Exons: 6
Coding region: 1-1353 (450 amino acids)
Source: RefSeq, a predicted model, not a curated record
AUGGCGGGCUUAUCAAUCCCUUCAAGGGGCUCGGGGAAAGAUCAAAUGUUGGAACGUUACUUGAAUCUCAUGGCAGAACAUGCACCUCAAACCACGCAAGAGAUUAAAGAUGUUGAGGAAAGCACUCAUGAAACUCAAGAAGCUUCCGAGAACAGUCGAGAACAUAAGGAAUGGGAAGAAUCAAGAACAGAGUCUCAGGAUGCUCACUGGAAUCUUUUGGACUUGGGAGAAGAGGCGGGAACAAGUAUACUCUUUAUCAAAGGAAUUCAUGAAACUGAAAAGCUUCACGAAAAUUUUCAACAGCCUUCGUCAAGUCUAUUGGAUCUCCAAGAGGAACCUGGCUUGAUAGAUCUAUCUUCGCCUCAAAGACUCAGUCAACCCGAAGGAAGCCUAGAAUAUCAUGAAAAAACCAGCUCGAUCCUGUUCGAUUUAGAAGACGGGGUGUCUGAUGCAACAGCCCUGUCAUCGCCUCAAAAAGCUCAAGAGACCAAUGGAGUUCAAGAAAUCGAGUUCAAUCAAGAUACCGAAGGAACUGAAGAGUCCGAGGUAAAUCCUGGAGAGGAUGGUCAGUGGUGGGGAAUCUCCGAUCUGAAAGAAGAUUUUGCGCCUCCUCGAGUCCUACUCCGUUUCUCAGAGCUUCCCGGAAAAGUGAGACGGCAAAUAUGGAACUUCGCCCGUCCUGAAGCACGCUACAUAAAGAUUCGAGAGUCCAAAUGGAGUGCAGCACUCUACUCGGAUGCAUCAAUUCCAUUUUUGCUUCAUACUUGUCAAGAAUCUAGGAAAGAGGCUGUGAGAUGGUACGACUUAUCAUUUGCAAGGGAUCCUGAAACGGGAUUCUGGGACCAGAGGACUUUGAAUGAGCUAAUGGACAAUGCAAUUACUGAAGGUCAACGCGCCCAACCAAGAAUCUCCUUUGACUGGGAACGUGAUGGCAUAUAUUCUCAAUGUGCUCGGUGUAAUGGCCAUAGAAUGAGCUGUAGACACGCUCCCCUCUCUUUUGAUUGGCUUAGAGUGAAGCAGCUCGCAUACGAAGGUCCUCUUUCCAUCAAUCCUUUUUACAAGCUUACAUUGUGUUAUCCUGCCGUCGAAAGUAUCAUACUAAUCCGUGGUCGAAGCGCUGUUCGACGCACGGCGGUAUCACCUUCCGACUUCAUUCCAGUCAAUGAAAAAUUUGAAUGGGAAGGAGAUGAUUUGCUCGCAACUUGUCUUGAGACUGUACAGAAUACUGAUCCGGAGUGUGACGCACUUGAAACCAUCACGUCAGUUCAAAGAAUGACUUUAAUGGAUGUCAAACAGACAGAAGUGGUUGACCGAACGGAAAGUAGCUAUUGGCCUUGCCGUCAAUUGCCUUAA